CGUAACAAUGUAUCAAAGCUCCCAAUCUCCAAAACACUUAUUUUAUUGGUGCGAUGUCAUGAUUCUGUAAUCGAUACAAUUACACAUUCAUCCAGUUGGGCAAGGCUCCUAUAUCACAAAUCGCACUAACCACUUUACAAUUCCACUUGCAAUACACACGAGAACGCAAAGUAUUCUACAUUGCAUGCUUGCCAAACCAACCCUAACUUGUCCCUACCCUAUAGUCACAAAAGAUAGUUGAUUGCAAAACUAAUCUUAGGGUCAAAGGAAACUCGAGAGAAGGGAGAAUUAAUGGCUAUAAUUUCUUUGUUUUUGGGGUGGCGGGAGUCAUUAAUUGAUUUGGAUUGUCACUAUCUGGAGGAAUGAGAAAGAUUUGCUUAAAGUAUGGAAACGGCGGGGCCACUUUCCUGUCAAGCUUUAAUCAAUAACUCUGAAGCUGAUCUUUCACCACUUGACACAUUGACUAGCAAUAUUGUAUUUGGUUGUUCAUACUUCACUUGUCCUUUAUGUUUGGUUUUUUUUUACUAAAUACUGUUCCAUGUUCUAGUCCCAGUUGAUUGUUCUUACCAUCGCAAGUAGUAAAAAGGAAAAGUCUGAUAUAUAUAUAGUUAGUCCAUGAUGGCAUGACUAAUCCAAAAUCGAGACUUUUAUUAGCCACCUUGUUAGCAAAUGAGAGAUAUCAUGGAGAUUAACCUAUAUCGGUCAAACAAACUGAUAAGAAAAUAACAGUUCUUCCAUUUACAUAUAUAGAAUUUGUAACUUUCUUAUAGAAUUGUUUCAUUGUAAAUAAACGUUGGCUGAAACAAGUGCAACAAACAAAUCAAAAUAGUUUAACCUCUGAAUACUACAGAAGAUAUGAACAUAUCUCAUAAUGAAGCUGCUCACAUAAUGGCCCAUGCACCAACAAGAUUGGGAUGAGCGGGUGAUUUCGCUGUAUAGACCGCCAAUAUAUUUAGUUGAUCGGAUUAAGCUGGAUGAUGUAGCAGCAAAUUCUGAUUAAUGAAUGGAAUACAUGUUUAUGUAAAAAAAAAAACAUCUCUCAAUCGAGUAAUAAGGAGUUGUUAAGUCAAACAAUUACCGGUGUAUAUUGGGAUUUCCCCCCAAAAUUUGGCACCAAAAUGUGAGAAAGUAACAUAAUAGUAAUAUUGUUCAUGUUACUUGUUAGAUUAGCAUGCCAAUUGCACAAACCCAUCCUAAUCAGUACUAGUAGAAAAACAUGAGAUAUAUGCUCACGAACAACUCAUUUGCACCCCCGACUCCGUCUAUUACAUGUACUUAUAUUCGAUUCUUUCUCGCCAUUAUAUAAUUAACUAUACAAAAGUUUACAUAAACUUAUUCAUUAUAAAUUUGAAUGGAUACUUUUGUACUUAAAGACUCUAUCAUAAACAAUAUGAAUGAAAACAGGAGCAAAUCCUCCAUGACAUAAAUUAUAGAACGACUUCGAUAUUAGUUAUUCCAAACUUUAACUCGCCAGCUUGUUAAAUGUCAAAGUUGUGCAAUCACUAUGUCUGCUGCUGCUGCCCCCCAAACUUUAAUGACCAUUACUGUAAUUGACCUCAUGGCGUGGGAAUGUGUGAAAUUACUCGUAACUGCCUUUGUGACGUGUCAGCAGAACUCCUCACUCCUUCCUCGCCUUAAUUAUCUUCAUCAUCUUCUUUUUAGCUAUUUAUAUGCAACAAUUCCGAAGCAAAGCUGCCACUGCCAGUUCUUCUCUCCCACCACUAUCUCUCUCUCUUCGCUCCACUUCACAAAAACAACGAAAAAUGAAGAGAAAUUCUUGUACUCCUCUGCUUUUUCUUCUCCUUGCUUUCCUAUUGCUGUCUCGUUCCUUUUCUGCAUCUGCUCGUCUCCUCCUGGAAGCAGAAACCUCAUCACAGACCAAAGUAGGUAGCAGUGAUGGCGGUGGUCAGACGGAGUCGGUGAGAAAGGAAGAUCAAAAGACUGCGGCGGCCGAUCACUUUGCUUCUGCAGGUUCACUCAAAGAAGAAGACUUUUCCACGCUGAUGGGAGCAGAGGAACUGGAGAACGCAGAGGGAGUUUGUGAAGAGAACGAUGAAGAUUGCCUGAAGAGAAGGAUGGUCGCAGAGGCUCACUUGGAUUACAUCUACACUCAGCACCACAAGAACCCUUGAAAAUUGAACAACACAUAUAGUUAUUAAUUUUAUAGCUUUUGUUUUUGUUUUCCUUGGCACCCCCGAAAACCAAUGUUCAUAGUUUUAUAAUUAUUAGUCAGUUUGCAGAAUACAGUGAGCUUAGUAUUAUAAAUAUGGUAUAUAAAUUCGUAUUAGUAAGAAAGCAAAAUACGGAUCUUCUAGUUAUCGAUUAAGAUUUAAGACGCAUACGAUUCGAGACUAUUCCAGCUAGGGGUGUCCAUUCGGUUUCGGUUUUUCGUGUUUACCCGAAACCGAUCCGAUUGUAUACAUUUACGGUUUUUCAGGUUCGGGUUUGUUUCGAGUUUCGGGUUCGGUUUUGCUUAUCAGUUUUUCGGGUUCCGGCUAAAAACCUCCAAUGAAUAGAACUCAACCCGUAUUCUUAGGCAUUCGGGUUUUCGGGUUUCAAUUUUGCUUUAACCGAAUCCAAACCCGAUAAGAAAUUUUCAAAUUUCGG
Messenger RNA from Linum trigynum, 2607 nucleotides. Lineage: Eukaryota; Viridiplantae; Streptophyta; Magnoliopsida; Malpighiales; Linaceae. The record is from the annotation of a GenBank genome assembly.